This is a messenger RNA of Mucor velutinosus, 1179 nucleotides long. RefSeq lists its product as uncharacterized. Lineage: Eukaryota; Fungi; Mucoromycota; Mucoromycetes; Mucorales; Mucoraceae. Gene Ontology annotation, molecular function: DNA binding. Bases 1 to 1179 code for a protein of 392 amino acids. The transcript has 4 exons. The record is from RefSeq and is a predicted model, not a curated record. Gene Ontology annotation, cellular component: nucleus.
AUGAAUGCAAAAUCUCUUCCUGUCAAUCGUGGAACUGUUGCAGCUUUUGCAAAAGUAGUCGCACGCAGAAAGUACCGCAUGCAUGAAUUGCCAAAGAGUAAGCAAAUCCAUUUCUCAGAUGGAUGGCUAACCGAUGUUUUCAAGAGAAUUGGUGUCAAGUCAAGACAGUUAUAUGGUGAAAAAAGCUCAAUCGACUUAACAUCAUCUAAUAUUGUCGAAGAACUCAGAAAGAUUGAAGAAUUGUUGGAGCCAUAUGAUCCCAAAGACGUUCUCAACUUUGAUGAAACUGGCUUAUACUACGAGCAACAAACAACUCGCACCAUUUGUCAGGAACCUUUAGGCGGAUCAAAGAAAAGCAAGAACAGAUUCACAGUUGGACUAAUCACCAACUAUGAUGGAUCCUAUAAAGGGCGCCCCAUCUACAUCAAACAUUUGAAUGCGUCUUUCGUUUACACCGGAAGAAAAGUUGCUCUCUUGGUGGACAAUGCAUCAGUGCAUAAAUUGAAAGAAGAACUCAGCAACAUUAAAUUGAUUUUCCUUCCGGCAAACACAACAAGCAAGUUGAAGCCUUUGGAUGCCGGAAUCAUUGCGAACUUCAAGGCUCAGUUUCGCUGGCAGCAAUACUACAGGGCAGUGAACAAGUAUCUCGCCGGGCCUCAAACAAUCCAAAAUUGCUGGGAUCAUACGAAAAUCCUUGAUUUCAAGUUUGCUCAGAGACAGACAGUCGACUCGGAGGAUGAUGUACUUCCAUCUUUCGAGCUACCUUUAGACGAUGAUCUAGUCAGUCAGUUGAACGAAAUCAUCCCUGAACUUCCUGGAAACAGUAGUAAUGAUGGGGUUCAAAUGGUAGCUGAAGUAAACGACUUGGAUCUAAAUGCAGAUGAGUCUGAUGCAAUCGUUUUUAAUCCCGUGGUUGUUAAAUUUGAGGAUGGCGAUGAUGUUUCCCAGGGAUCACAAGAGCUCGAGGUAGAGGAAGAACCAGUAGAGAUUUACGAUGUUGAUACGAAGGAGAUAAGGGAGAAGUUGAAGCAUGCGUAUGAAACUAUCUUGUACCAUACCAUCCCAAUGGAUGAAAAAGAAAAGUUCAUGCUGAAAACUAUCCAUAGGAAUCUGAACGAUAUCAGAUCGGAGGAAGUAGCAGAGAAAAACCGAACAGAUUUACGUGAUUAUUUUGUUUAA